AUGAGGUUGCCUUUCCAUCUUCCUAGACAACAAACAGUUUGUUUCGGUCCUGAUGAAGAUAUUAAUCAAGUGCUAAACAAACCAUCUAUGAACUCAUCAAUGUUUUUGUCUUGGAUGCAACGUAAUCAAGAUCCUAAAGACCCUGUUGCACGUACACUAACAUAUGUACAGUUUCCACGUCUUUAUGUGUGGAAGCUUGACCAGCGUAUAUGGGUUCCGAGAAUAAAAGGAAAAACAAUUGGAAGAAUUCAUUCCGUUUCUCCGUCUACCGGUGAAGCGUACUAUUUAAGAAUUCUUCUUAACAAAGUUAAAGGACCAACAUCGUUUGAUGAUAUUAAAACAGUUAACGGUCGAGUGUACGAUACUUUUAGAGACGCUUGCUAUGCGCUUGGUUUGUUGGAUGACGACUCGGAGUACAUUGAGGCCAUCAAAGAAGCAAAUAUAUCAGGUAGCGCAGGAUAUAUUCGCAAUUUAUUCGCCACCAUGUUACUGUCAAGCACUUUAUCUAAACCUGAAGUAGUCUGGGAAAGCACAUGGAAGUAUAUGGCAGAUGAUUUUCUGUACAGAUUCUCAAAGUAUCAUCGUGUUUCAGGUUUAUCAAUUCCUGAUGAGCAACUAAAGAAAUAUGUUUUAUGCAAAAUCGAGAAGUUUUUAACUCGGAAUAAUUCAUCGCUUCGAAGAUUUGUAUCAAUGCCUUACCCGGAUACUUCAUCUUUAGAUAACUUUCGCUGCCGAUUGAUUAACGAAGAGCUUGCAUACGACAGAACAGAUUUACAAAAUGUUUAUCAAGGAUCGCGAGGCAAAGAUAAUACUGACCUUGCAAGUUCGGGUUGUCACACAGUUGAUGGAGACAAUGGAGGAGUAUUUUUUGUUUACGGUUAUGGCGGGACUGGUAAAACAUUUUUAUGGAAAACAUUGUCUGCUGCAAUUAGGUCAAAAGGUGAGAUCGUAUUAAACGUUGCAUCUAGUGGAAUUGCAUCAUUGCUGUUGGAUGGAGGAAGAACGGCGCAUUCUAGGUUUCAUAUACCUUUGAAUCUUAAUGAGGAUUCCGUUUGUCACAUUAAACCUGACGAUGAUGUAGCUAAAUUACUACAACAGACCAAACUUAUUAUAUGGGAUGAAGCUCCUAUGGUUCAUAAACAUGCAUUUGAGGCUUUGGAUAGAACUAUGCAUGACAUUUUCAAUAUAUCUAAUUCAUCCAGGUCUGAUGUUGUAUUUGGAGGAAAGGUUAUUGUAUUUGGUGGUGAUUUUAGGAAAAUAUUACCUGUUGUUCCAAACGGUGGAGGACAAGAAAUUGUGAAUGCCUCAUUGUGUUCGUCUUAUCUGUGGAGUAAGUGUAAGUUGUUGACGUUAACUAGAAACAUGAGGUUAACCGUUGGAAGACCAUCAUCUGAAGUUGAAGAGAUCAGUAAUUUUGCAAAAUGGUUGUUGGACGUUGGUGAGGGAAAUGUUGGUGGUUCCAAUGAUGGAGAAGCAAUAAUUGAAAUACCACCUGAGCUUUUAAUUGACAGCAUAUCUGAUCCAAUUUCUAGCCUGAUUGAUUUUGUCUAUCCGUCAAUCUUGGAGAACUACAAUGAUCGUAAUUACUUUAGUAACAGAGCUAUACUUGCGCCUAAGAAUGAGGUUGUUCACGAGAUUAACAACAGAUUGUUGGCAGUUUUCCCAGGUGAAGAAAAAGAGUAUCUUAGUUCUGACAGUCUAUGCCCUACUGAAGAUGGCAAUGUUGAUCAGCAAAAAAUAUACUCACCCGACGUGCUGAAUGGUCUUAAAGUGUCUGGUUUACCAAAUCAUAGGUUAGUGCUUAAAGUUGGUGUUCUAGUAAUGUUGUUGCGAAAUAUUGACCAAUGA
This is a messenger RNA of Helianthus annuus (common sunflower), 1848 nucleotides long. RefSeq lists its product as uncharacterized. NCBI's taxonomy places the organism in Eukaryota, Viridiplantae, Streptophyta, Magnoliopsida, Asterales, Asteraceae. Gene Ontology annotation, biological process: DNA repair; telomere maintenance. The transcript is spliced from 3 exons. Gene Ontology annotation, molecular function: DNA helicase activity. The record is from RefSeq and is a predicted model, not a curated record. The coding region runs from base 1 to 1848 and encodes 615 amino acids.